This is a messenger RNA of Salvia miltiorrhiza (redroot sage), 638 nucleotides long. Its product is annotated as probable NAD(P)H dehydrogenase subunit CRR3, chloroplastic. The transcript is spliced from 3 exons. Gene Ontology annotation, cellular component: chloroplast thylakoid membrane; NAD(P)H dehydrogenase complex (plastoquinone). Gene Ontology annotation, biological process: photosynthetic electron transport in photosystem I. The coding region runs from base 7 to 519 and encodes 170 amino acids. The record is from RefSeq and is a predicted model, not a curated record. NCBI's taxonomy places the organism in Eukaryota, Viridiplantae, Streptophyta, Magnoliopsida, Lamiales, Lamiaceae.
CGCUCUAUGGCUAUCCUCCUCAGCUCUGGUUCCAUCACCAAGCUUGAGGUUGUGGCUUCUUCCUCUUCAUCAUCAUCAUCUUCUUCUUCUUCUCAAUCACAGCAGCAACAGCAACAGCCAUCGCGCAUUAUUAAGAUGAGGCCUAAUAAACUCGCAAACAAAAAGCAGCAGCAGCAGCAGCAACAGCCGUCUAUUUUGGAAAUUGAACGGGCCAUUGGUGCCGGCAUUUUUCGGGAGAGAGACGUGAACAGUGGAGCAGAUGGAGAGAAGACAAGUCUGUUUGAUAAUAUACUGAGAAAUUCAGUUGGGAAGAAUGAAGGGUCUGUGGAGAAGAGGCUGAGGGAGACUGGGGAGUGGCUUCUUCAUCAAACUGAGACAACAUCUCGCUCUGCUGGGAAGCAAAUCUUGACGACCAUAUUUGUUUGGAUGAUACCUCUGUGGAUAAGUGCAUUUCUUGUGGCUACUGGCCUCCUUUCCCUGCCCUUUGACGCCCCAUUUCUCGACGAUCUCAUUUCAUGAACACAACUUUGUAAUUUCAUGCUUUUCCAUCAACCUCACUUAUUAUUAAACUUCGUGCAUAAUUUUAGGGAGUACUUACCUCACAUUAUUGAUAAGAUACAUGAUUCAGUGUUUUAUCU